Molecule: messenger RNA, 3280 nt
Organism: Anopheles bellator
Lineage: Eukaryota; Metazoa; Arthropoda; Insecta; Diptera; Culicidae
Product: elongation factor 1-alpha 2
Exons: 4
Coding region: 263-1651 (462 amino acids)
Biological process (GO): translation; translational elongation
Molecular function (GO): GTPase activity; translation elongation factor activity; GTP binding
Source: RefSeq, a predicted model, not a curated record
UUCAUUCCAAAGAGUUCCGCUAGAAAGCAAACGUGUGCGUCCGUGCACCGUUUCGUCCUUUUUGUGCAUAGUACGUGCGUGCGUGUGUGUUCCGUAUCAAUUGUGAUCGAAGAUCAUUUUCGGCAAAUCGUACGAGUGACCAACAGCAACCGCUCGUCGUCAGAGGUAAGGCCACGGCAACGGUGAUCCACGAGACGGAAGUGACGGAAGGCGGCGUGAUCGGGGUUUGAUUUCGACGACAGACAGCAGCAGAUCGUCCAGGAUGGGUAAGGAGAAGACUCAUAUUAACAUCGUCGUCAUCGGGCACGUCGAUUCGGGCAAGUCGACCACGACCGGACACCUGAUCUACAAGUGCGGUGGCAUCGACAAGCGCACGAUCGAGAAGUUCGAGAAGGAGGCCCAGGAGAUGGGCAAGGGCUCCUUCAAGUACGCCUGGGUGCUGGACAAGCUGAAGGCGGAGCGCGAGCGCGGCAUCACGAUCGACAUCGCGCUGUGGAAGUUCGAAACGGCCAAGUACUACGUGACGAUCAUCGACGCGCCCGGCCAUCGGGACUUCAUCAAGAACAUGAUCACCGGUACGUCGCAGGCCGACUGUGCCGUGCUGAUCGUGGCCGCCGGUACCGGCGAGUUCGAGGCCGGCAUCUCCAAGAACGGCCAGACGCGCGAGCACGCCCUGCUGGCGUUCACGCUCGGCGUCAAGCAGCUGAUCGUCGGCGUGAACAAGAUGGACUCGACCGACCCGCCGUACCACGAGGCCCGCUACGAGGAAAUCAAGAAGGAGGUGUCGUCGUACAUCAAGAAGAUCGGCUACAACCCGGCCUCGGUGGCGUUCGUGCCGAUCUCGGGCUGGCACGGUGACAACAUGCUCGAACCGUCCGACAAGAUGCCGUGGUUCAAGGGAUGGGCGGUCGAGCGGAAGGAGGGCAAGGCCGAGGGCAAGACGCUCAUCGAGGCACUGGACAACAUUCUGCCGCCGUCGCGUCCGACCGACAAGCCGCUGCGCCUGCCGCUGCAGGAUGUCUACAAGAUCGGCGGUAUCGGAACGGUACCGGUCGGUCGUGUGGAAACCGGUGUCCUGAAGCCAGGAAUGGUGGUCGUUUUCGCCCCGGUCAACAUCACCACCGAGGUGAAGUCCGUGGAGAUGCACCACGAGGCGCUGUCGGAAGCCCUGCCCGGAGACAACGUGGGCUUCAACGUGAAGAACGUGUCGGUGAAGGAGCUGCGCCGCGGCUACGUGGCCGGCGACUCGAAGGCGAGCCCACCGAAGGGUGCCGCCGACUUCACCGCCCAGGUUAUCGUGUUGAACCACCCGGGACAGAUUGCGAACGGCUACACGCCGGUGCUCGAUUGCCACACCGCUCACAUCGCGUGCAAGUUUGCCGAAAUCAAGGAGAAGUGCGACCGCCGCUCGGGCAAGGUGACGGAGGAGAACCCGAAGUCGAUCAAGUCCGGCGACGCUGCCAUCGUCAACCUGGUGCCAAGCAAGCCGCUGUGCGUCGAAAGCUUCCAGGAGUUCCCGCCGCUCGGCCGGUUCGCCGUGCGCGACAUGCGUCAAACGGUGGCGGUCGGUGUCAUCAAGUCGGUCAACUUUAAGGAGGCAUCCGGCGGUAAAGUAACGAAGGCCGCCGAGAAGGCCCAGAAGAAGAAAUAACUAGAGACGCACCAACACCCGUCACUAGUCGUAGAGGAGAAGGAGUCAGCUGAAGAAGAAGAAGAAGAGGAGACAGAAGCAGUAGUAAUAGAAGGAGAGGCAAGAGAAGCAGUACUACCAACAGCAGCACCGGAACACGAUCCAACCCAAUGCUCUACAUUAUUGAAACACAAUGACGAUGACGAUGCGGGCGCUGAUGAUGAUGAUGAAGAUACCGUGGCAAUGAUGGGGUACGACGGCGCAAACGGACUGCUCCCUGCUCGGAGAGUUCCACGCUCCACCGCGGCCGUUGUGGUGCAGCCCGGAACAAAUCAUUCAUUAUCCUUAUUAUUAUUAUUACAUAAUAAUCUAAGAAUUAAUAUUAACGAAAAACUACCACUUAACAAUGCUACUACUGAUAACACUUAUAAUUGUAAUAAUUUAAAACAACAACACUCAUCGUCAACAUUUCGACGUAGCACCGACGGGAUGGCGGCGACGAUCGCUUGCCCGACCACCGGCUACAUUUCUUCCCCGCAACAACCAUCGCCCUCGCUGGCGCUCUCUUCAUCGGUGACUAACUUAUUUUACCAUCACCAUCGCAAAGCAUUUCGAAGGAAAGCACAUGGCGCCGACGCCGCCGGCCCGUACCCUCCGGCUGCUGAAUCCCUCCUGGGACCGGGGGAAAUCGCACUGAGUGCCAUCGCUAACGCCGUCAUCUUCUGCAUCGGUCUCAUCAUCGUUGUUGCACCGAACAUCGGGUGCCAAGCCACCGCCAAAGUAGAGCGAAGCCCGCUUCUUCUGACCUAUGCGCCACCGCCACCGAAGGCAGGAUGCUGAUGCACCACAGUACUAGUAUAUAACAACCGCUGCUGCUACUGCUGGAAGCCACACAGAUUGUCCCGGGAUUCGAGAAUACUCACGGCAGGCAGGAUGAACGCAGACAACCUUCCAACGACGACGGAGGCGGCAGCGCAACGGCAUGGCCAUUUGUUUCAAUCACUUCGUUAGUAGACGUUCCGUGCUCUGGCAAUGACAAGCCCCCGCCCACAAAAGACUCAUCGAACAACAGACACAGGAUACAGGAUCAGGAUCCACGCAGGAUUGAACGAUUGAAUCGCUGAACAAGAAAAUGAAAAAAGACCAUUUAUUAUGAUCCUUACCGGUUGUGUUUUAAUUUCCGCGCACGCCCUCGAUGGGUUCCCUGUCCCACUUUGGUUAGCAUAGAUUUUCCUUACUUUUGCUCCUUUUGGCUGUGUGGAAAGGUUGGCGCGUUGGUUACCUUCACUUGAGUUCGCUUUUCCCGCGCGCUGCAAACCGUUUCUCGGCGAUUCAACAUCAUUUUGUCCGUUAAAUUGAUGCCGGCACGUUCCUGCAAAACCGCUCCCGCCCGUCGUGGCGAGCAUCAGUGGACAGCAUAGGGGGAUUUUCAGCAAAGGCACGCAAAGGCAUCUAUCGCGGCAGCAACCACGCAUCCAACAACGCCGGGUGGCGCCACAGGCUGAUUGGUAGAGCCGAGAUGGGAUGCAAACCAAUUGGAAAACCUAAAACCUGAAGUUAGUCUGCGUGUGUGAAACUAAGUGUAACCAACUUGCAACACCCGGGAAACGGGACAUUACAACUAUCAAUAAAUUUCAAGAAGAAGGCUUG